This is a messenger RNA of Odocoileus virginianus texanus, 1947 nucleotides long. The record is from RefSeq and is a predicted model, not a curated record. Lineage: Eukaryota; Metazoa; Chordata; Mammalia; Artiodactyla; Cervidae.
AUGGGUCUCAACCUUCUUCCAUCCUUUCUCUCCCACAAAGAAAAACAGGAGCGCAGGAGCCUCGGAGAGGCUUGCCGCUCCCCCAGCCCGGCUUCGCGCCAGGGCGCCUACCGCCCAGCCGGCCCCGCCUGCAGCCAGCAGGCCCGUCACCAGGCAACAGUCGCCAGCCCCGAGAACCUUGGGAGGCCUACCCCGCGCGCGGGUCCUUCCCCAUUCCUUUUCUCUGCCUGGGGAGCCCAGGCGGGUGGGCAACCGGUGAAGGAGGUCGUUCGGUGCCCAUGGGCGGUCACUCACCUCUUCCCCUUCUCCCUCAGGAGGGGCGGCGCUGGGUCUCUUUCCCCCCCGCCGCCCCCCAAACGCCUCUCGGCUGUUCCUGCUCAGCCUCGGCGCCUGGCCGCUGCCGCCCGCUUACUCCAUAGCCUCCUACACUCUCGCGGCCUCAAAUGCUGGAACUCGAGGAGGGGAAAGGGGAGGGAAGGGGCGAGAUUGGGGAGGAAGAGUAAAGGAGGGGGAAGAAGACCGAAAGACCAGUCGGUCCGGCAUGACGUCACUUCCGGCUUGUUCGGAAGGGGCGGGACCGGGACUUCUUUGGCCCCCGCCCCAAGAGAGCCAAGUGGGGGCGGGGUCACGGGCCGGAGGAGGAGCCCGGUGGACGAGUUUCUGGCAGUUCAUUUGACUCCGCGGUUCUGUAUCCUUGCCAUGGGCCAGAACCAGCUUCCCGGCCCUGGGCGGAACGGAUCGAGCUUCGUGAGCCUAGAGGCUCCAGGAAAAGGAGGACAGUCUGGUCCUUUUCAAGCCACUCAGCUAUGGGAUGGUAUUAUUUACUCCCUUCAGACUCAAGUGGAAAUGAAAAGAAGGAGGCAUCGUUUAUGAACAUAGAAGACUUUUACUGGUUCUUCUGUUGUCGAUGCAGUAUUAAGUCAUCUUAUGCAAAAUAUGUGCCUAAGUAGUGAUGACAUCUCUCAUCUUAAAGGAGCUUGUCUUUGGCAAGUUCUAAUGAACCAUAAAGUAUUUGAACCAGUAGGAAUGAAGCUAUUCAAAAAUUAAAAGGAAUUGGGAUUUGAAGUUUCAAACAAUAGCCUCUACAGGUUUCUAGGCAAUAAAUCAUCUUACAUUUUUUGCAAAAGAAAAAAAUUCUGAGACUGGGUUAACUGAUGAAAUAAAAGCAAAGGAACAUUUAAGGUUAAAGAUGAAAUGAUUUCAAAUCCUCUAGCCCAAGAGAUUGGUGAGGAAAGAAUUGAGGAACUUAUUGACACAACGAGUGGGUCUCUGGCUUUACCUCUAAGCAUCACAGUUGACAAACCUGUUCUCCCACUUUCAAAAGAGGAAUGUUGGAAACAACAAAUAUUGUUAUGUAUUCUUCAGUUGAUUCACCUUCCAUUCUUGGAAAGUAUUUUGGAACCUCUAGUUAAAACACAAAUUCUUCAAUGAGAGGAAGAUCUUGUUAUCGCUAACACUUGCCUAGACAGAGAGGUGAUUCCAAACUUACGUCUACCUGAGUCAGAGAGAGGCUGCUUAUUAACUGAUGAGUGUAUUGGUAUUUAUUCAGGAAUUUUUGAACGUUUAGAAAAUGAAAAAAGAACAGCAGCACUUGAAGCCACACUGCUAUAUCUAAGAUUGUUGUCCAACGUUAGAGAAGAAUUACGGUGGCUACUUACUUUCAUGGCAAUUGCAUCAGAAGCUAAUGCCAACAAAUUACAAAAAAAGUUUGAUAACAAAAUGGUGGUCCUGAAAACUCUUGCCAAAGCAGUUCUGCAAUCCAAGUCAUUAUUAAAAGUACAGGCAGGACAGCUAGUCUUGUUCCUACUGGAGCUCCACUAUGAGCUCUUCAAGACACCAGUUACUUUAUUGGAUCUGGUUAGUAAGAAACUUAAGUAGCUUCUGCAUGGAGAAGAUCCAGAUGCCAUAUCAGGUAUUGACUCAGACUUAUUCCUUCUAUAUCAUUGA